AUGAAGUCACACAUCAUUGCAGAAUUCCUAGCUGAAUUCCCGUUAGAAGAAGAUGACGGGGUAGAGGAGAUGAUGGACGUAGAUGAAGGACGCCCGAACCCAAAGGAUCUGCUACAAGAAAUCCAUCCUCGAAGAUCGAAGAUAUUCGUUGAUGGGUCUACAAACAGCUCAGGAGAAGGUAUGGGGAUAGUAUUCACUUCAAUAGGAGGAGUCAUAAUUGUAUUUUGCUUCCGCUUAGAAUAUAAGGCAACUAAUAAUGAAGCCGAAUAUGAAGUAGUAGUACAAGCUUUAAGGAUUGCGAUCGAAAUAGGAUUGGAUGACGUAAGAAUUACCAGCGAUUCACAGCUAGUAGUUCGCCAAAUUGAGGGGGGGUAUAACGCGGUUGAUCCAGUGAUGCAAAAGUACUUACAACUUGUAAAGGAGUAUUUUGCCGAGAUACCAAGAAUAAUUUGGAGGAACAUAGGCCGAUAUAAUAACAGACACGCAGAUGCUCUUGCCUUUAUAGCUUCAAUGAUUGAAGACCCGAAAAUUUGGCAUAUCCGGAUUGAACGGUUGAUUCAGCCAUCAGUAAGCCGGGAAGAGAAGGAACUGAGGGUUAUGAUCAUUGAAGAAGGAGAUAUGGAGGUAGAUGAAAACGAUUGGCGAGCCCCUAUCUACAACUAUUUGAUGAAAGGAGAUCUCCCGCGAGAUAGGAAAGAGGCAAAUAAUAUUAAAAGCAAAGCCACGAACUACGAGGUACGAGAAGGGAUACUGUAUAGAAGGUCAUAUAUGGGCCUUUUGAUGAGAUGCUUGUCGCGAAAAGAGGGAAUAGAGAUUAUGAAAUCAAUUCAUUAUGGAGAUGCUAGAAACCACAGCGGGACCAUAUCCUUAGCUCACAAGACAAGGACACAAGGUUACUUCUGGCCAUACAUGCACAAAGACGCAAAAGACAUCUCCACGAGAUGCGAGGCAUGCCAAAGGUAUGUGAAAAAAAUACAUUCCCCGUGUACUAGCUUGAACUCUGUAUUAAGUGUUUGGCCAUUUGACAUGUGGGGGAUAGAUAUUGUAGGACCAUUCGUUACACGGACUAAGAAUAGGGGGUAUUUAGUAGUGGAAACAGACUAUUUCACGAAAUGGGUGGAAGCUAAAGCCCUGCAACACACGAUAGAUGGAUAUGUAUAUGACUUCGUCCUAGAGCAUAUCAUAUGUAGAUUCGGGAUACCGGUUUUAAUUUUUUCGGAUAAUGGAAAUCAAUUCGAAGGGGAGAAUGUGAACAUGCUAUUUAACACCUUCAAGAUUCAAUCCGGGAAGUCGACUUCGCUAUACCCGCAGAGUAACGGGCAAGCGGAGGCCACAAAUAAGACAUUAGUGUCUAUGUUGAAGAAGAAGUUGGAAGGUCACCAUAAAGGAUGGUGUGAGCAUAUCCCACACGUGCUAUGGUCAUAUAGUCACACUAGGCGAGAUGCCACUGGAAUGUCCCCCUUUUGCUUGACAUAUGGAAUGGAGACAGUCUUUCCAACCGAGGCCAUCCUCCCGACAACCAGGAGAGAAGCAUGGGAAAAGAGGCUAAACUCAGAUUUAAUACUCGCAAAAUUGGAUGACCUCGAAGAAAAUAGAGAAACCGCGUUACAUCAUAUGAAGAACUAUCACCAAAGGCUGUCAAGAGAAUAUAACAAGAGAGUGAAAGCACGAUGUUUUGUGCCAGGAGACCUUGUACUGCGGGAGAUUCCACCAUACCAGAAGGGAUCAGGAGGGAAGAUGGAAUCCACGUGGGAAGGUCCAUACAUCAUGAAAAGGGUAGUUGGAAACGAGGCAUACGAAUUGGCAUAUUGCGAAGGGAAAAACACAGACGCGGAAGGGAAGAUAAUAUACGACGAAAUCAAAGGGAAAGAUCGAAAGAUGGAUCACCCUUGGAACCCUGUGUAUAUCAAGAAGUAUUAUCCAUGA
Molecule: messenger RNA, 1926 nt
Organism: Papaver somniferum (opium poppy)
Lineage: Eukaryota; Viridiplantae; Streptophyta; Magnoliopsida; Ranunculales; Papaveraceae
Exons: 1
Coding region: 1-1926 (641 amino acids)
Biological process (GO): DNA integration
Molecular function (GO): RNA-DNA hybrid ribonuclease activity; nucleic acid binding
Source: RefSeq, a predicted model, not a curated record